Lachancea mirantina is the source of this 2226-nucleotide messenger RNA. The record is from the annotation of a GenBank genome assembly. Lineage: Eukaryota; Fungi; Ascomycota; Saccharomycetes; Saccharomycetales; Saccharomycetaceae.
AUGAACAAUUCGCAGGUAAAUCCCUUUGCGAAUAUUGGCACUCCAGCGUUCAAUCUGUCGCAAGUGCCGAGCAACAUUUUACAGAAUUUGACGCCCGUCCAAUUGCAGAUGAUACAGCAAAAACACCAGCAGUUACUCAUGGAGCGACAGGCGAUGCAAACUGGUGGUGGCGGUAGCAAUGGGGGUGCGAUAGCUCAGACUAGUGCAGCCACUGCAGCCAGCGCCGCGCAGUUGAAUGCGGCACAACGUGCUCAGAUUUUGAAAGCCAAACAGCAACAAACCGUACAGCAGCCCAUGCAACAGCCCAUGCAACAGCCCAUGCAACAGCCCAUGCAACAGCCCGUUUCACAGGGCCAUACACCUCAGUUCAAUGCACAUACUCCAGGGCCAACGACGCCAGCUACGCCCGCUGCACCGGCUCCGUCGGCGACACAACCUAUCAAUCUCCCUCCUCAAAUUGCACAGUUACCGCCACCGUUGCAACAGCGUGUGCUGAAUAGUCUCAAGCAACAGGCCAUUGCCAAAAACAACACGGCUGCAGCGGCUGCCAUCACUGCGGUGCAACAACAACUCGCACUCCAGCAUCAGCAGCAGCAGCAACAACGUGGCCCACAACCUGCACCUGUGCAACGAGCACAGCGUGCAGGUAAAAACAUUGGCGCGACACCUACAGCACCAUCUCCUGCUGCCUCCGCUGCUGCUGCUGCUGCGGUCGCGGCGCCUAAACCACAGCCCGUGUUCCAGGACCCUCCAGAACAGAUCAUGAACUCCUUCUCUUACUGGACCGACAAAAUCCAGCAAGGCGAAACCAAACUAAAAGAACCCGACACAACCACACUUCUAUACGAACAAAUUAUCAGGCGCGAUCGCGAAAAUGCCAAGCAACUCAUCAAGGAACGGCAGGGCUAUGAACCUUUCAGCAAAUAUGGGUUCAGUCACAAGGAAUACCUUACGCGGCUGUUGCAGGAUCUCAACUACUACAAGGAACUCAAGGCUACGCGCAUGAAAUCCAUCACCAACACGACCCAGGGCGUCGUCUCCAAGAGUAUUUGGGGCGACGGCUACAGCGGCUACGGCAACGGGUUUACAAACACGAUCACCCAGAUCGUACCGGGCAACGUCGCCACCGAUGGCCGUCUCCUCACGCACGACCGUCUAGAGGACGUGUAUCGGCAAGCGAUGCGCGAAACCGACGCAGAACUUGUGCCCGUGCGACUCGAAUUCGACGCCGAACGUGACAAAUUUUCGCUGCGUGACACUUUCAUUUGGAACCGUAAUGACAAUUUGCUCAAAGUCGAGGAUUUUGUUGCGGAGUUAUUGCGCGAUUACCGAUUCCACGCCAACGACCAAUUCACGGAGGCCGUGGUGCAAGCGGUGCGUGAACAAAUCGCAGAAUUCCAACCUGACCCUUUUAUAACACACAACAAAGAACAGCUAGGAGGCGACGAUUUGAGAAUCCGUAUCCAGCUCGACGUCGUCGUGGGCCAGAACCAGCUCAUUGACAACUUCGAGUGGGACAUCUCGAACCCGGGCAACAACCCGGAAGAAUUUGCCGAAUGUAUGUGCAACGAGUUGCAACUGCCAGGAGAGUUCGCCACUGCAAUUGCCCACUCCAUCCGCGAACAAGUCCACAUGUACCAUCGGUCGCUGGCGCUCGUUGCGUACCCGUUCGACGGGUCCGUGGUCGACGACGACGAUAUCCGCAGUCGACUCUUACCGAUCAUUACCAUCGACGACGUGUACCGCACGCCCCCAGACACCCGCGUGUACACGCCCAACUUGCUUAGGGUGUCUGCCGCGGAACUCGAGCGUCUGGACCGUGAUAAAGACCGCGACACGCGUCGUAAACGACGUCAAGGUCGUAAUAGCCGGCGCGGCGUCGCCGCGACGGCCACUACCCCCGCACAAACCGAUGCCGCGGCACCACCAGACCUCUCGGAUGUACCCAAGACUUUCCGCAUCCCAAUCCCGUCGACCGUGCUGCCUGGGGGCAUCGAUCUGGGCCCUGCCGUCAGCUCUUACGAGUUGCACUCGGAUAUCGAAUUUCGGCCUGUUUUGCCUAAAAACCCAGCCAUUGAAACGGAAUUUUGCCACGUACUUGACCAUGUUCCCGGUGAGUAUCUCAUGGUGCACAUCAAGCUGCCUCCUGGCCGAUUCAAGCCUUCCAAGGCGGUUCCAAUGAGCGGCGAUGACCCUGUUCAAGCUGAAGACGAUGGCCUUUCGUGA